Molecule: messenger RNA, 711 nt
Organism: Bacillus rossius redtenbacheri
Lineage: Eukaryota; Metazoa; Arthropoda; Insecta; Phasmatodea; Bacillidae
Product: HIG1 domain family member 2A, mitochondrial
Exons: 2
Coding region: 107-421 (104 amino acids)
Biological process (GO): mitochondrial respirasome assembly
Cellular component (GO): mitochondrion
Source: RefSeq, a predicted model, not a curated record
AAAAAAAAGACAAAAUGUCCAACUGUCCUUCAAAUCAAGCUUGUUUGUUUAUCACUGUGUUUAGUAUAAAUUAAAAUUGACUGACAUAUAAAUUGUAACUUUUGCAAUGUCUUCGAAGACUCAUGAAAAUGGGGAGCAAGAUAUCGAUUGGGUUCAACUCCGUAAAGAUAUGGAUUCCAUUCGUGUAGAAACUAUACAAGAAAAAUUUGAACGAAAAUUUAAAGAAAAUCCAUUCGUACCUAUAGGCUGUGUGGCAACGGCGGGCGUGCUGCUCUACGGGCUGUGGUGCUUCAGGCUGGGCCGCACCAGGAUGUCGCAGUACAUGAUGCGCGCGCGUAUCGCCGCGCAAGGCUUCACCGUGGCCGCUCUCAUUGUGGGAAUAGGCAUCAGUGCAAACAACGUGUCUAAACAAAAUGAGUGAAAUGUUGCUCUACAUUAAAGGAGUCUAGUUUUCAACUGAAAAGUUUAGUGCAUUAAUUUAUAUACCAUAAUCAGAAGUGUUUACACACAAAAAAAUAUCUCUCUGUGAUCCUAAAAAUUAUUGCUUGUGGCAAACAAAAGAUUUAAUUAAGAGGUAGCAGGCUGUGCCUGAUCAGAUUAAUUUUCAUUUGAUGUGCUCCUCAGCACAACACAUGAAAUAAUUAUAACCUCUGUAUUUACAUAUAUCUAUGUACUGUUGAAAAACUCACAUAUUAAACUUAUCACUUUAGA